AUGGUUCCUAUGACGGGUGGUGCCUUUACUCAUACGGCUGUGGCGCCUGGAGAGUUUGCGUCGUGGAUAGUUGCGAUAUGCCUGGUCUCUGGCUACGCCGUGUCAGUAAGUUGGUCUUAUAGCGUUCAGACUUUUUUUCGAGAGUUUUCUAUUGUGUUCUCACCAGCUUUUGGGGUUUCACCGAUUGGUGUCUCCGGUGACAGCCUCAUCCUUACAGGGGGAACUAUGUUAACCCCCCGGCGAUGUUUUGAACGUCGAUCUGUUCCAUUGUGUUGUGCGUGGGGAUUCCUGAGACCGCCACUGUAA
Trypanosoma rangeli is the source of this 306-nucleotide messenger RNA. Its product is annotated as cationic amino acid transporter. The coding region runs from base 1 to 306 and encodes 101 amino acids. The transcript has a single exon. Lineage: Eukaryota; Euglenozoa; Kinetoplastea; Trypanosomatida; Trypanosomatidae. The record is from RefSeq and is a predicted model, not a curated record.